AUGUCAGAUCAGGAGGCAAAACCUUCAACUGAGGACUUGGGAGGUAAGAAGGCAGGAGAAUACAUAAAACUCAAAGUUAUUGGACAGAAUAGCAGUGAGAUUCACUUUAAAGUGCAAAUGACCACACAUUUCAAGGAACUCAAAGAAUCUUACUGUCAAAGACUGGGAGUUCCAAUGAAUUCAGUCAGGUUCCUCUUUGAAGGUGAGAGAAUUGCUGAUAACCAUACUCCAAAAGAACUGGGAAUGAAGGAAGAAGAUGUGAUUGAAGUUUAUCAGGAACAAGCAGGGGGUCACUCAAGGGUUUAG
This is a messenger RNA of Suncus etruscus (white-toothed pygmy shrew), 306 nucleotides long. RefSeq names its product small ubiquitin-related modifier 1-like. The transcript has a single exon. Gene Ontology annotation, molecular function: ubiquitin-like protein ligase binding; protein tag activity. The record is from RefSeq and is a predicted model, not a curated record. Bases 1 to 306 code for a protein of 101 amino acids. Gene Ontology annotation, cellular component: PML body; nucleus. Gene Ontology annotation, biological process: protein sumoylation. NCBI's taxonomy places the organism in Eukaryota, Metazoa, Chordata, Mammalia, Eulipotyphla, Soricidae.